UAAAUUCUGUAAGCAGUGCAAAAAGCAAGACAUAAAUAUGUGGCAGAAAAUGUGAUGGAACAGUUAGUUAUCACCGUAUGAUAGGAAGCGGAUUGAAAAAAUAAGCAGAAAUUAUGGACUUAGGGGAUGAUGAUGAAAUUAUAGUUCCAAUAUGGAAUGUAGAAGCCGAAGUUCUUGCGUUUGAGGACUACGAUUCACCCGCGCCAAAAAUAACUGAAUCACAUGCCGAAUCUUGGGAAAUACUAUAUCACGUGUGGUUUAUAUUAGAGUCCGUGCUGGCCGUUAUAUUUUUCUUUGCGAUUACGCGCGUCUUUGGUCAGAAAACGUCGCAUAUAAUUCACCCCGAUUCCAUUAAACGAUACCUCUACGAAUUCGUAUUUAUUCUUGCGCCUACAGUGUUAUUUGUAAUUGUGUUACAUCGUUAUAUUUAUGCUGUAAUUAUCGUGUUCGCUUUUUCUGUAAUAUACGCAUUGUUUAUGAUAUAUAAAACCAAGGCACAAAAACGCUGGUACAUUACGGGUGGUCGCCGACCAUUCAUUUUGACAUUAAAUCGUGCUACAAUCUACUUGAUAACAGCGCUUUGUAUAUUAGCCGAGGAUUUUCAAUGUUUUCCAAAAUAUUUUCAAAUGUCGCAUGGCCAUAAUGUUGGUUUAAAAGAUGCGCUAGCGGGAUUUUAUGUUUUUACAAUGGCGACCGUUGAGCGAAAUAGGAAUAAAAUAUAUGGAAUUAGACGCACUUUAACGGCACUGCUGCUUUUGUGGAUAGUCGAGUAUGUCGGUUCAAAAUAUAUUAUAUAUAGCCAUGAUGAAAAUGUAUAUGGCGAGCAUUGGAAUGUAUUCGUUACGUUGGCACUGACAAAAUGUAUUGGCACUUUUUACUGUACUGUGUUUAAGUCACGCAGUAAACAGCUCUAUGCCGGAGGGGUGCUUUUGAUUCUACAUCAGUGUAAUCUACAAGUUUUCUCCAAUAAUGUUGUUUUGGAUUCAGAUUAUGUACGUGACAAUCUGUACAGUCAGAACCGUGAAGGCUUGCUAUCACUUCCCGGUUUUGUAGCACUUUACUUUAUAUCCGUUUACAUUGGUCGCUGUCUUCGUGUACAAGAUAUCAUUUUAUCCUACUAUGAUGUUAUGCACAAAGUAAAAGUAAUUGGCAUAACUUGUGYGACACUUUGGAUAUUGGUGUUUAGCUGUGCCUUCACAAUAUCCMUUUCACAUAUAACCUGUAAUGCUGGAUAUGUUUUAUGGAUUUUAGCAAUGACACUAACUAUGACCUUUGUAUCCAUGGUUGUUUUUCAUUUAGUUAUAAAUACAUUAUGGUUUUUAGAUGAAAACGACACUUAUUAUGAGAUAUAUUAUGGAACAGUAUUGAAGACUUCGGAUAUACCACGUUAUAGAGACCUUUUGCCUAUGAUUGUAGAGGCAAUAAAUAAGAAUGGACUUUUAUUUUUCGUAUUAACUAUUUUAAGCGCACGYCUCAAUGUUAUUACUAAUCCCAUGAAACUGGAUGGUAGAUUCGCUUUCUUUAUGUUAUUCAAUUCUUUGCUUUUUGCAACUGGUAUAGUUUCCUUAUUACAUCAUUUCAAAUUACGUCUAUYUAUAUAAUUGUUACUUUUUGUAUAAGUUGGAAGUAUGUAAAAUGUUAGCACUACAUCGGAUAUUAAAUCAAAAUAUUUCAUUUCCUCGUACGAAAAGAUAAAUAUUUUGAUGUUAGUAUACUAAGYAAUUGUAAAAUGUUUGCAUAUUUUAUUAAUUUGGUUUAUCCUAAAGUUAAACUGAAUAAGCUAAAAUAUUUGCUAUA
Molecule: messenger RNA, 1797 nt
Organism: Bactrocera latifrons
Lineage: Eukaryota; Metazoa; Arthropoda; Insecta; Diptera; Tephritidae
Exons: 2
Coding region: 114-1601 (495 amino acids)
Biological process (GO): GPI anchor biosynthetic process; protein localization to plasma membrane
Cellular component (GO): endoplasmic reticulum; membrane
Molecular function (GO): glucosaminyl-phosphatidylinositol O-acyltransferase activity
Source: RefSeq, a predicted model, not a curated record